AGACUGGGCGGGAUCAUCUUUAUCGAAAGUUAAACUGAAUCAGGAAAUUAAAAAAUACGUCUCGCGUUUGAUCACUCGGAGAUUUCACAUCAUUUUCUGCAAAACUAACUCCGAAACCGUCUUUACUUCACGCUGCACAUUUAACCGAGUCAUGACCAAAACAAACGCUCUCAAAAUCAGCAGCGACAGUCAGAAGAAGGUGGACAACUUCCGCCAGCAGCUCAACCAUGAGAUUGAAAAUUUGUUCUGCAACGUCAUUCCCCAGAAAAUAGUCUACCUGGAUGGACUGCUUAAGGAUGGUGCAUUCACUGACACAUCGUCACUCCAAGCUCCUCUGGACAUCCCCAUCCCAGACCCGCCGUCCGAGGAAGAGGAAAUGGAGACUGACAAACCAGACGGAGAAGGCAAGAAAAAGAAAACUCCUCCAAAGUGCGGCUUCAUUGUGUCGAAUGAGAGGAUCGCACAGCUGUUGGGACUGGUGAAGCCCGAGAUAUUUGCUUUCAGAGAGACCAUGGUUAAUGUUACUUGUUGGAUCCAUCACCUGAUCCCAAAAAUAGAGGAUGGAAAUGACUUUGGAGUGGCUAUUCAGGAGAAAAUUCUGGAAAGAAUCGCUGCAGUCCAAAAGAAAAUGGAUGAACUGCUCCCCAACAUCAACAAGUACUUGUCUGAGAGGGGAGACGCGGUCGCCAAAGCCUCCAAAGAGACGCACGUGAUGAAUUACCGCUCUCUGGUCCAUGAAAAAGACAGAGACAUGUUCCAAGAGGCCAGAGUGAUCCUGCUGGAUAUCCGCAGCCUCUACACUGAACUUUAUGAUGUCAUCAACAAGAAUCUUGACAAAGUGACCAACCCCAAAGGAGAAGAAAAGUCCUCCAUGUACUGACACUGUACUACGCUACACUGUUAAGCCUUAUGCGUCCUCAUCAAAUACAAUCAAUACAAUUGUGGGUUUUCAUUACUGAUUUUGUACCAUAGACCAUAGACAGGGUUAAGAUUCUAGUCGCAGCAAAUAUCGAUUCAAAUUUUAAAAACUCUACUGUGGAUUGCCAGCUUUUGACUCUUCAAUACUUGCACUAAAUAGAUAACGCAUCCUUUUUUGUUGUUGUAAGACUUGAAUAAAAAAAGCUCACAACGUGUUCAAAAAUGUCUUUACUUUAAACCAAAAGUGACACUCAUUUGCACCUUAACAUUUUAAACUCAGAAACAUGUUACAAAAAUAUUUUCAUCAACAA
This is a messenger RNA of Periophthalmus magnuspinnatus, 1229 nucleotides long. It is a transcript of the gene psme2, whose product is annotated as proteasome activator subunit 2. Gene Ontology annotation, cellular component: nucleoplasm; cytoplasm; proteasome activator complex. Gene Ontology annotation, molecular function: endopeptidase activator activity. The coding region runs from base 152 to 880 and encodes 242 amino acids. Gene Ontology annotation, biological process: positive regulation of endopeptidase activity; regulation of G1/S transition of mitotic cell cycle; regulation of proteasomal protein catabolic process. The transcript has 11 exons. The record is from RefSeq and is a predicted model, not a curated record. NCBI's taxonomy places the organism in Eukaryota, Metazoa, Chordata, Actinopteri, Gobiiformes, Gobiidae.